This is a messenger RNA of Hydractinia symbiolongicarpus, 445 nucleotides long. RefSeq lists its product as uncharacterized. The record is from RefSeq and is a predicted model, not a curated record. The transcript has 3 exons. Lineage: Eukaryota; Metazoa; Cnidaria; Hydrozoa; Anthoathecata; Hydractiniidae. Bases 50 to 403 code for a protein of 117 amino acids.
GUUAUCAUGCAGAACGGAGUAUAUAUAAGAGCAUAAGUAUGUAAGUUUGAUGCCAAGGGAAGCAUUAAGUGCAAAAACCCAAUCGGAGCAACCACGAAGAAAACAAUUAAAGACCAUGAUGAUCUUUGUGGUUAUGUUAGCGAUGCUUUUCUUGUGUGAGAAUGUGUCGGCAGAAUCCGAAGGUUUUAACGUUGGUUUUAUGGUGAAAUAUGGUUGUUACAAGAAAGAAUGUUAUGCAUAUUGUGGUCAGUCCUGGACACGUGGUACGUGGUGCUUUUUGAAAGCACGUCACAAUGGCAAAUAUAUCGACCGUGCAGCAAGCUGCGAAGAUGACCAAGAUUGCGCAGAUGUUAUCAAAACUGGAAAAAGUGUUAUGCCAUGCUAUUCUGAUUGUAAACUUUGAUUUGUAAAACUCAAGCCUUAAAGAACCUGUAAACGUACGUUA